Molecule: messenger RNA, 381 nt
Organism: Miscanthus lutarioriparius
Lineage: Eukaryota; Viridiplantae; Streptophyta; Magnoliopsida; Poales; Poaceae
Source: the annotation of a GenBank genome assembly
AUGGAUAGGCGGCUCCUCGAAGCGGCCGUAUCUGGUGAUGCCACAGAAAUCAUCAAGCAGCUCGCCAUUGAUGACCCGGGCGUCCUGCUUGGAACGACGCCACAGGGGAACACCUGCCUCCACAUCGCCUCCAUCCAUGGCCACGAGGGGUUCUGCAAGGACCUCCUAGGCCUAGCGUUGAACCAAUCAGCUGUUUCUCUGCUCGCCGCCAUCAACAAGGACGGGGAGACGCCGCUGCUCACCGCCGUGACGAGGGGCCGUGACACUUUAGCUUCCGUCCUCCUCAGGUGCUGCCGUGAUCGGCAGCUGAGCGGCGAGACGAUCCUGAAGCAAGACAAGCGCGGGUGCAACGCGCUGCACCAUGCCAUCCGCAGAGGAUAG